This is a messenger RNA of Echinococcus granulosus, 3405 nucleotides long. RefSeq names its product Bloom syndrome protein. The record is from RefSeq and is a predicted model, not a curated record. Gene Ontology annotation, molecular function: nucleic acid binding; 3'-5' DNA helicase activity; four-way junction helicase activity. The coding region runs from base 1 to 3405 and encodes 1134 amino acids. The transcript has 16 exons. Gene Ontology annotation, biological process: DNA replication; double-strand break repair via homologous recombination. Gene Ontology annotation, cellular component: chromosome; nucleus; cytoplasm. Lineage: Eukaryota; Metazoa; Platyhelminthes; Cestoda; Cyclophyllidea; Taeniidae.
AUGGGCUCGACGCAAAGGAGAAGCAGCGAUACUCUAAAACCUCGAAGUCCCUCUCCUGAACUGGAAUUGACGGAUGUAGAAACCAGUCCUGCCUUGAAAAUAAAAAGUCAUCCUUGCUUAGAAGAAUGUGUAGAGAAAGCCCUAUCUGUCUCCAAGCUCGAUGGUGAAAACCCAGUGUCUCCAUCGUGGUUAAAUGAUGACACCGAGCUGUUCGAAAAUAUUGAUCAGACUGCCAACUUUGACCCUAGUUCGACCUCUACACCGGUGGAUGUUACACCAAGGUCUCCUACUUUCUCUCCACGACCUUCUGUUCUGAAAGGUCUUCUUAAAAAAGCAACACCUGUUUUUACUCCUUUAACAUCUCAGAACUCUUGUAAACCAUCUCUUGGGGAAAAGUCGGCUGCUGUGUCCCAUCCCGUGGUCCACAAAAAGGCCGAGUUGAGGCAGAUCCCUCUGUCGUUGAAGAAACCGACGCCGCCUCAGGAUGCAGGCGUCCUUAUUUCGUCAAGUUUCUUAAAAGCGAUUAAUGAGGCUUGUGACGCAAUUCAGGCCAUGCCCCUUGAAAAGUUAAUUAACUGCUUUGAAGGACGGAUAACCAGUAUAACUCAGUUACUGACGGCUAGAAGCCAUCACCAGGAUUCACUGUCGAAAGCUUACAGCAAGCAGCGACGUCAGCAGAAAUCACAGCAACAAAAGGAGCGUCCGUAUUUCAGUGCCGGUGGAACAUCAGCCUCUACUGAGCUCUCCAGUACGAACGAAACGGCUCAUGAUGAUGUUGGCAACUGCAACAGCUUCGAUGGCUUUCCAGAACAGGCUCCUCUUUUAUCGACCACCUCACUAGCGUCUGCUAAAUCAAUCACCUUUAACGUUCCCCCGCCUGUGGAGAUCAUUGCUCGCUCUAAGCCGAAAGAACCAAAACUUGAGGCGGACACUGGCGAAGGAAACGUCUUUCUACCUUUGAGCAGUCAUCACUCGAAAUGGGACGUUUCCGCUGAAAUUAUUGAUUACAAAGAACAACCUGAUGAUGGUUCGACUGGAGAAUUUGAUGGGACUGAUAGAUUUCCUCACUCAAAUUCCCUGAUGGAUGCGUUCAAGCGUAUAUUUGGUCUUCGCACCUUUAGACGGAAUCAGCUACAGGCUAUUAAUGCCGCUUUACUAGGAAAAGACUGCUUUGUAAUCAUGCCGACAGGUUUGUACAACUUUCAGGGUGUACAUUUGUGUCUAGGCGGUGGUAAAAGUCUCUGCUAUCAGCUUCCAAGUGUAGUUGAAGAGGGUCUCACAAUUAUUGUGUCCCCUCUUAAGGCUCUCAUUCUGGAUCAAGUUAACAAACUGCAGUCCCUUGGUGUGCACGCAGCUAGCCUCUCUGGUGAUUUGCCGUUGUCGGAAUGCGAUCGCAUCUUCACUUCUUUGCAUACAAUGAAGUUGGGCAUAAGCAUUCUCUUUGUGACACCGGAAAAGAUUGCUGCCUCAGGGAAGCUGAAACAGGUCAUGGAGGAGCUGUACAGGAGAAAUAAGCUGGCACGUUUUGUGAUCGACGAGGCACACUGCGUGAGUCAGUGGGGACAUGACUUCCGUCCCGACUACCGGAAUCUGCGAAUCCUGCGCGAGAACUUUCCCAAGGUGCCUAUGAUGGCCAUGACCGCUACGGCGACUCCCCAAGUUCGGCAGGACAUCCUCCAUCAGUUGCGAAUGUCUAACACCAAGUGGUUCAUUCAGAGUUUUAACAGGGCGAACCUCAAGUUCGAGGUGCGAUCGAAACGUUUGAAGAGCUGUUCGAAGGACAUAAUUCAGCUUAUCGAGACGAAGUUCUCGCGUCUCUCAGGCAUUGUAUACUGCUUGUCGCGCAACGAGUGCGACACUCUUGCGGAGGAGCUCACUGCCGCUGGACUGCCAGCCAGAGCCUACCACGCCGGCAUGACCGACGCUGCCCGCAAACGCGUCCAGGAGGCCUGGAUCCAGGAGGAAAACUUUAAGAUUGUCUGCGCGACGAUUGCCUUCGGUAUGGGCAUUGACAAGCCGGAUGUGCGCUUUGUGAUACACCACUCCAUUCCAAAGUCCAUUGAGGGCUACUAUCAAGAGGCUGGUCGUGCAGGUCGUGAUGGUCUCCCCGCCACCUGCAUCCUGUACUACAAUUGGCGAGACGUCAUUCGUCUCAGAAAGCUUAUCCACUCAAGUAGUCCGAACGGGUACUCGGAUGGGGCGGUGAAGUUGCACGAAGACUCACUCUUCAAGAUGGUCUCCUACUGUGAUAACGUGAUCGACUGCCGACGACGCCUGAUUUUGGCUCACUUCGGGGAAGCCUUUGACCCUGCAGAUUGCGCCCUCGUGGUGGGCUGCGAGUGUGAUAACUGCCACCUGGCGGAGCACCAGAAGUUGGCCCAGCGCGACCUCACCGUUGACGCCAUAGCCCUUGUCGAGACUGUCUCAGCCCUCGUCCAAUGUCGGCGCAAUGUUACUCUCAACUACCUUGUCGAGGUCUUCAGAGGCAAGUUUCAUUAUAUUCUGUUGGAACUCAGCGUGCCAUUUGCGAUAAUUGGACGAUGUGAAUAUCGUGCACAAACGGCCCAAGUUCAGCGGAACCAGGAUCACAGCCUCUCACUCUACGGCAAAGGUGCGAACUACUCAAAGACGGAUGCGGAGCGCCUUCUCCAUCGCCUGCUUGCCGACAGGGUGCUCAAUGAGGAAUUUGCCAUUACUGCUAUGGACACGGUUGCUGCCUACCUCCGUCCUGGCCCAAGGGCAAACAUUCUUCUCUCCGGCAACUUGCAGAUUAUGCUUCCGGUGGCGGUGAACGUGAAGGCGCGUGGAACUGACAUCUCGGUGGUGGGCGAGCAGCCAAAGGACAAGCUUGCUAGCAUUCGUAGCGAGUGCUACGAGGCACUUGUCAAGACCGCUAAACAACUUACUUCACAACAGGGCAUCUCCAACUACGCGAUAGUCUUCCCCAACGAGAUGCUUCUCGAGAUAGCCGACCAGCUGCCGACCUCACAAGAUGAGUUGCUGAAGAUACCGCAGUGCACAGAGUACAAGUUGACUCGCUUCAAUGCUACCGAAGCCUUCCUCGAUGUAACACUUAACUACCUCUCCAUCAUUGGUGCCAUCAAGGAGGAAGAAAAUGAGCUUAAGAAGCGCAGCGAACAACUCCUUUCGAAGCAGACACCGAUGGCGACCAAACCCCUCAAAGGCGUCGGUGCGGCCCGAAAUUCUAUCAAAAGGGUACUUGCCUCGCGCUAUUUUGCCAAAAAUCGGUUUAGUGGUGCAGGAAGCUCUAAGAGAGUACCUCAGAAACGCGCCAUAAAACGACCCUCUACCUCCGCUUCAGGCUCUGCUUGGCUGCGGUCGGAUUCAGCCAUUGGAGGGCAGCUUAAGCCGAAGUUAAUGAAAUUGACGACUCGUUUUGAGUAG